Raphanus sativus (radish) is the source of this 2580-nucleotide messenger RNA. RefSeq lists its product as uncharacterized. The record is from RefSeq and is a predicted model, not a curated record. The transcript has 4 exons. The coding region runs from base 256 to 2487 and encodes 743 amino acids. Lineage: Eukaryota; Viridiplantae; Streptophyta; Magnoliopsida; Brassicales; Brassicaceae.
UUCUCUUCAGUCUCUCUCUCUCUGUCACGCAGGAGUCGUCGUCGUCUUGCUUCUCUCUCUCUCUCUCUCUCUCUCUCUCUCUUCCUUAAUGGUUUCUGGGAAAUGUUGUUUCCGAUCUAGUUGACCUUCUUUGAUCCUAUCGUGUCUUCAAAGAGUGAGUGAAAGAUGAAGUCUUUUCGUCUAAUUUAGGACCGAUUCGUUUCCACACAGUAGCCGGCAGCCACUUCUUGUCAAAAAGUAAGGACUAAGGAGAGAAUGUCAAUGCAAAAUGGAUCUAAAAGGAGUUCGCCUAGCAUUAUAGCAAGAUUGAUGGGUCUUGAUGGUCUCCCUCCUCCUCACAUACAACUCAAGCCUGCGGAGAAUCAACAUCGCAGGAGGACGAUAUCAUCUGAUAAAGCUCGCGGGAAGCAAACAUAUGGUGUUGAUCAUGGAUCCCUUAGGAAGGGGUCAAUAGAUGAGCAGAGAUUCAAAGACGUCUUUGAAGUUGUUUUGGACGCAGCAGAUGAAGGGAAGGGGAGUACAAGUUUGUAUCAGAGGAGGAGUGUGAAUGCUAAUAAUAAUAAUCUAACUGAGGCAGAGAUGGACUUUAUACGCCACAAGUUCAUGGAGUCUAAGCGUCUAUCUUCUCACGAGAAACUCCGUUAUUCUAAAGAGUUCAUGAAGUUCUCCAACAACAAAAACCAUGUAGACAAUUUGGAAACUCUCAAGGUGGACAGAGAGUUCUUAGGGAAGAGUAGUCACAUAUCACCACCUCAAUGGCAUCAUGGUGAUGGUGUUGACGAGCUGUCAAAGAAGCAGUGGAAAAAGACAAGUGGUUUGAAACCAACUGAGAUUGUUGUUCUCAAACCUAAUCUUGGUAAGCCACAGACUUGUGCUACAACUCUUCCAUCACAGGCUGAGGCCAGGGAAGAUCUCAGGCUUCCAUGCACCAGCAACCCUAAAGGUAAUGAAGAUGUCUUUCUUUUAGGAAACAAGUCAAGAGACUCCAGAGAGAUUGCCAGAAUAGUAUCUAGACAGUUGAAGACGAGUUGUGGCAACGAGUGUUCCACAAACUUUGAUUUGACAAGGUUUAGAGGUUACACAGAGGAUGAAAGCUCAUCAUCCGGGAGUUGUGAUUCUUCAAGAGCAAGAACUGGCUUUAGCCGCAAGAACCACAGACGGUCUCUGUCUUCCAGGUCACCGGAGUCUGCGAGUAAGGAGGCCAUGAGGAGAAUGUCCGAGAGGUGGAAGCUGGCACACAGUUCCGAGAGAGAGAUAGAGAUUAGAAGAAGAAACACAUUGGCUGAUAUGCUUGCAACUUCAGAUAGAGAAGCGAGACUAGCAAGUAAAAGGCUUGAGAGACAGGCUGAGUUGCAAGAUCCCAUUGGAAUUAGUAGUAGAGAUGGUUGGAAAGACACUGGCAGAAGAAACUUUUCAAAAUCCAGAAUGAUCAUGCAUAAGGAAAGAACUUGUAGUCACACGAUUGUGCUUCCUAAGAAGCUAACCACGCGAGAUGGAUUAGUGAAGGGGAGUGCUUCUCACAACUAUCAUUUUUCAGACAGUAGCUCCUCAGAGAUCAACAGAGCAAGUUCAAGUAAAAGUCUAAAAACACAGAGCAGCUUAUCAGUAGUUCAUGCGGAGUCAGACACUGAGAGUGUUUCAGAAGACUAUGAGGAUGCCAAGAGUAGUACUCCAUCCUUAGAACCACUCGAUUCGUCAGCAGUUACCUCGUUAACUCACAAUGAUAUAUCAGGCAGGCAAACCGAAGAAGCCGAUCAUUGUUAUGUCCCUCAACCACAGCCUCAGGAGAGUGCAGAGGAAGGAGAUCAACCAAGUCCACAAACUUCUUCACACGAUGAGUUUUCAUCUAACUCUGAGUGCUUUGAGAGUCUUAGCGCUGAUCUCCAAGGGCUCAGAAUGAAACUUGAGCUCCUCAAACGCGAGUCAGAUACUUACACUGAAGGAGACAUGAUCGUUUCAAGUGAAGAAGACGCAGAUCAAGAGGUAUCAUCCAUAGCAACAGAUGAGAUAAUGAUCACUCAUGAGCUACAAGAAGACUGGAAGUCUCUGUACUUGGGUGAUAUCUUGGCAAACUCCAGGUUCAGUGACUUGAACCCGACAAGCUUCUUGGCGUCAUGGCACUCUUCUGAAUCACCUCUAGAUCCAUCCUUGUUUGAUGAUCUUGAGAAGAAGUACUCCGGUCUGAAAACCUCAACCCGGGUAAAAAGGAAGUUUGUGUUUGAUAGGAUCAACAGUGAGAUUCUCGAGUUAUUCGAGCAGUUAACUGAUUUCAAACCCACAAAGGUCUACCCAAUAUGGGAUAUAAGCAGGAUAUAUGAAACGCUGCCAGAGGUCGUGACUAGAAAACACAUGAAAGAAAGGAGAUUGAAGGAGUUGCAGUUGCCAAACUUGGAAGAUAGCAUUGAAGUGAUAGGUAAGGAGAUUGAAGAGAUGUUGACAGAUGAACUCAUAGCAGAGCUAGUAGUGAUAAGAGAUUGUCUUAGAUAAGUUACAUAAUAUCUAUCACUUUAUACUAAAACAUUUGUGAAACAAAAUGCAAACGUUUAAAUUAUCAUAAUUCAUAAAGAUUGAGGUUGGAUA